UCCCCAUGAGUUUUUCAGCUGAAUGACGACAGUCUCUUUUAAAACUAGUCCUAAAGAUGCGUGCCAUAUUUCUAAGCUUUGACUCUCUUCUCUUCUGCGAAAACCCUUAACUUCACCGGAUCUUCCAUUUCUCUCCGUCCUUCGUCAAUCCCCAUGACGAUUUAUUCAUCCAAUAACGCAGGUUAUUCAUCCAACAAUCCAGAUGAUUCUGAAAAGGCUAAAAAGGGUUCUUAUUUUGGUUUACCAUCCUUGGAUGUUUCUGUCGCAUUCCCCCAAGCAACUCCGGCAUCCAUAUUUCCUCCCUGUGCUUCAGACUAUUAUCAGUUUGAUGAUCUUCUGACUCCCGAAGAGCAAGCCCUCCGGAUGAAAGUGAGAAAGUGCGUGGAAAAGGAAAUUGCUCCGAUAAUGACAGAGUACUGGGAGAAGGCAGAGUUUCCAUUUCAUGUUGUUCCAAAGCUUGCUGCCCUGCGUAUUGCUGGUGGAACAAUCAAGGGUUAUGGGUGCCCAGGUCUUUCCGUUACUGCAAGUGCUAUUACUACUGCAGAAGUUUCCAGGGUUGAUGCGAGCUGUUCUACUUUCAUUUUGGUCCAUUCUUCUCUGGCAAUGCUUACUAUUGCACUGUGCGGUUCAGAGGCACAAAAGCAGAAAUAUCUACCUUCUUUGGCACAAUUAAACACUAUAGCUUGUUGGGCUUUAACUGAGCCUGACUAUGGAAGUGAUGCAAGUUCUCUGAAAACAACAGCAACAAAGGUGGAAGGAGGUUGGAUACUUGAAGGCCAAAAGCGUUGGAUAGGCAAUAGUACCUUUGCUGAUGUGUUGAUUAUUUUUGCUAGGAAUACGACCACCAAUCAGAUAAAUGGAUACAUCGUAAAGAAGGGUGCCCCUGGGCUAACUGCUACAAAAAUACAAAAUAAAAUUGGUCUACGAAUUGUUCAAAAUGGUGAUAUUCAAUUUAAGAAGGUUUUUGUCCCUGACGAGGACAGACUACCAGGUGUUAAUUCUUUUCAGGAUACGAACAAGGUGCUUGCUGUUUCACGUGUCAUGGUUGCCUGGCAACCUAUAGGCAUUUCAAUGGGAGCCUAUGAUAUGUGUCACAGGUAUCUAAAGGAGAGGAAACAGUUUGGAGCACCCUUGGCAGCUUUCCAGAUCAACCAACAGAAACUUGUUGAAAUGCUGGGUAAUAUUCAAGCGAUGACUCUUGUUGGUUGGCGACUUUGCAAGUUGUAUGAGAAGGGUAAAAUGACUCCAGGUCAUGCCAGCUUGGCAAAGGCAUGGAUCACCUUGAAGGCAAGGGAGACUCUUGCUCUUGGGCGUGAGUUACUAGGUGGCAAUGGAAUCUUGGCUGAUUUUCUAGUUGCAAAGGCAUUCUGCGAUUUGGAGCCAAUCUACACAUAUGAAGGCACCUAUGACAUAAACACCUUGGUGACAGGUAGGGAAAUCACUGGUAUUGCCAGCUUCAAGCCUGCCGCACUGAACCGACGUAGCCGCCUGUAACCUGUAGACUAGUGUCAGCUGAUACAGCUAUCAUGCGGACAGACCAAGAAUAAAUAAAAGAUGGAUGCAAUUUAUCAGUGCUGCUUGUAGAAGUAACCAAAGGAAAUGAAAUAAAAAGGUGUAACAGAUCUUUUACCUAUGGGUAUUAAAUUAUCAGCGAUUCUAUUCAAAUUACUAAAUUUUAUGAAGCAUGGUUGGAUGAUAUAACCAACAUGAGAUGCAGAUUACCUUUCCUGUGGCUUAUUUGUUAAUGAUUAUGCCAACUAACGAGCAUAAGUUUGUGCUUUUUA
Vitis vinifera (wine grape) is the source of this 1784-nucleotide messenger RNA. Its product is annotated as acyl-coenzyme A oxidase 4, peroxisomal. The transcript is spliced from 13 exons. NCBI's taxonomy places the organism in Eukaryota, Viridiplantae, Streptophyta, Magnoliopsida, Vitales, Vitaceae. Gene Ontology annotation, cellular component: peroxisome. Gene Ontology annotation, molecular function: acyl-CoA dehydrogenase activity; flavin adenine dinucleotide binding. Gene Ontology annotation, biological process: fatty acid beta-oxidation. The record is from RefSeq and is a predicted model, not a curated record. The coding region runs from base 154 to 1494 and encodes 446 amino acids.